AUGCCAUGUGUUCCAUUGCGGCCGAGAUGACUAGCUAGAUGAUACAGAACGACUGCACAACUCGGUUCACUUCUUACAAGUUUACGGAAUACGCAUCAACUCGGAUCAGAGUGAGCGAGGUGAAGUUCAGGCUCUGAGAAGCAGAAACCUAAUCUAACUGGUUACCCUAGUUGCUGACUACAUGCGAACCAACCGGUGGACGAUCGAAGCAAAGGAGCUGUUUCAGAUUGUUCGCCGAGUCUAAACGGAAUAACCCAAGCUAUUACAUCGUAUAGAAACCCUGAUAUAAAAAAAAAUCAGCUCGAUUAAGCCAUAGAGGAAUUUUCCCCUGCUAGGCUGCUGCAGCUGUACAGUUCGCCUACGCAUUUGGAAUUAUAGCAUUAAGAUCUCGAGGAAAUAUUGGCAACAAAUUUAUUCACAUUUUGGCGCCACAAUGAGGUAAAUCAUCUGCUUCAAGCAUUGUAUAUUUUGCAUUUCGCAUGUAAGAGGCCUCACGGAUGUUUGGAUGCAUAUUCAGUCGGUCUGACAUCUGUUCAUAUUCAGGAUUAUGGAGGAUUAAGAACGUUUCUAUCUUUUCAAACAAUACAUUUUCGAUAGAUCUGUCUUUUUAUUAUUCCAAGAUAACCAUGCGAUCCAGAACUUUUUAAUCAAAGAUGUCAAACAGCAUGUACAUUUGAAGAAUAUCUUAUGGUUCGAAUAUCGGAUAUACCUACAAUAACCAUUGAAAUGGCAUCCUAUCUUGCUGGCAUCAGUCACGCAAGGUGGACAGUUCUUCUGUGGAUAUCCAUUUGCCACCAGGUGACACUUACGUCGUCAUCACCGUCGUCGUCCAGUUCUCGGCCUGGAGCAAUCAUCUACGACAGGCAACUCACCGUCGGAAGUUCGACGAGGGAUUGUUCAAGGCCGCAGAUUAUACCAAGUCGAGCCCCAAGUCGGCCAUCACUCUACACCUGUUGUGAGGGCUGGAAGCUACAGAAGAAUAAAUGCAUUCCAGACGAGGAGUGCUUCUCGAUGCCACUGGGGCAGGACUACCACGGUUUCGUCAACAAAACCAUCCGAGGACGAAGCUGUAUUCCGUGGUCGAGCCACCGUAUCAGGCCAUAUCUCAACGCUUCGAUGGUCAUCACGCCCCUGGUCGACCACGUACUCGCUCUCGGUGGCAGGAAAUGCCGCAAUCCGUGGUCGGACCGCCCGAUACCCUGGUGCUUCGUCGAGGCACGGCCACAUAGUGACGUCAUCAUGUGGGAGUAUUGUGACGUCGGCAAGCCCAGAAAAUCGUGUAAUGUGGCUACGAACUACCGCGUCCGCUGCGGUCAAGUCACCUGUAACCGCGGUCAGAUCUGCGACGAGCAGAGCCAGACUUGCGGUUGCCAACCGGGUUACCGCGGACCGAGAUGCGACCGCAAGUGUGAAGCGGGUCACUACGGUGUGGACUGCCGGGGACUGUGCGUGUGCAGCCAUUACGAGGUGUGUCACCACGUCACUGGCACAUGCAGCUCAUCAGAGGAUGAUUCGGACGGUGAAGAGAUGAUGAAUCCGCUACGGCCAUACGACCGGCUACCACCGGGUAAUGGAACCGCCAUGUGCCGGUCGUCUUGUGGUGUGCUUAGCAAGAUAGGAUGUACGUGUGCCCUGGAUGGAGGGACGUGUAAAUGCCCAGGUUACGUCAUCGCCCUAUUUGUGGUUUCCAUAACAACCUGGAUAACACUAGGGGGCGUCUGUGUGGUGUGCAGUAUCCGUAGGCGGCGCUAUAAGUCUAAGAUUGAAUACAAACGAGAUUCGGAUUAUUGUGAGGAAUUAGACUCGGAUGAAGAGACAGAACUGGGGACCAACAGCACCCAACCUACAACAGUAACUACUGCAUCAGACAUUAACACAUCAGCAAACGAAUCCUCGUCAUCUCCUCCGCCUUCUCUGUUACCUCCACCACCACCGCCUCCGGCAUCAUUGCCGCCCUCAUCAUCGUCAUCGUCACCGGCACUACCCAUGAGACCUCCGGAUGUCAACAAGCACCACGUCCGGUUCGCUGGGGGCGCCUCCCCGCAUCUGAAACACAGUCCUCCUCCGGACCCUCCGAUACCCGAACCAGCAGACUCCAGAAGCCUGGAAUCCUCAACCAGUAGCGAUGAUUCACACGUCUAUCUGAACGUCGAUCAAGUUGACCGCGAAGAUUCCAUGUAUAGCAUUGACUAUUCACACCCAUACGAAUACCUUCACAAGAACGGAGAGAAUGGGUUGCUGGGAGGUGGAUUAAACGGCGACGAUCCUCUCGAAAUGUCGCCGGAGUGUUUUUUAUUACAGUACAUGGUCCAACGGCAGAUGAGGGCGCUGAACAAUGCUCCACAUGGUUACGUGAACGACUCCGUGGCCAAGUGGCAGGAUAGAAAUAUCAGCAAGAGGUUGUUUCCGUUCGGGCAGGCGCCGUUUCCCAUAAACUCGAAUACGCCUGCAGCCGUCGUCGUCGGGGCGGCGGCGAACCGUGGUCGAAAUGAAGCAAGGGAGAUUCUCCAAUCUGCGUUCCGGCGGAACGGGAAGCCGACCAUCAAGCCGAAACCAGACGGACUGAAACGUGUCCCUCCCAGCAAAAAGUCUGGCCCUCACCAAAGACUCCUCGAGAAAUCCGAGAGUACAGAAUCAGAAAGUGAACACGUGAUCCUCAAUGGCUGUUCGUUAACGAACGGCACGAAUAGACGGAACAAUAACCCAGAUAUGAGAACUGACUCAAAUAGCAAUCCAAAACAGAUUUCGUGUCAGCAGCUUAAACCCGUCAUUCAAGAACGACCCGGAACAGUCCCGAGUCCGUUAACAUACAGAGACGAUGACGAUGAAGGAGAAGAUAUUCUUACUUCUUCGGAUGAUCAUAUUUACGAAAACUCACAAAUUCGAAAACCAUGCUACAGAUUUGCCAAAUCACGCAGUACAGAUCAGUUGAGUUCUUGAUGAUCUCAUGGAGAUAUGAACUACAAGAUAGCUUCGUGACAACUUUUCUCCCCGAUAAUUUGUGGUUUUGAAGGAUUAACAACAGUAUUUUCUCAUCCAUGGGUAAUUUGGAAGAAUACUUUGCAGGAUAAAAGUAGACACCAUGCGUCGAGGAAUGGGCGUCGAAAACGCGAUCCGACCGAAUGUGUCAUAAACGGUCUGUUCGAUCCUAAUAUGCAACUUACGCGUUCCUGAUCUAGUGUAUCUACUAAAACAAAGUUUUUGUCGAAUUGUUUAAGCUUGUACUUGUGGGUGGGAUGAAGGUGUGAAAUAAUUUAUAAAACACAACAUUAAGGCUGCAAAUGGGAUAUUAUGGAAUUAAGUUUUCAAGGAUUUUUAUAUUUGUCAUUACAAAGAAUGCUUAAUAUUGGACUAAGCUAACAAGAAAUGAACAGUCAAACUCGGUCAAUCAUAUUCUCUUUAGUGGAAUCAUAUUCUCUUUAGUGAAAUAUACCUCGCUUCAUUUCAUAAAAGUAAGAUAUUUUCAAGUUAAGCAACCCACAUCCAUUCACUACACCAAACGUCAACGGUCUCGGUGACGGGGCGAGGCGGUUAGUGGAUGGAAUCAUCGAGGAGCUCUAAUUGUGGCCAGUUCGCUUUCAGUGGGUUACAAUGUUUCGCAAUUUCUUUUAAUUUGUGCAUGCCCAACCAAGCAACACUUGCAUUAAUGUAACCCACUGAAAACGAAUUGGCCAUACUCUGUGAUAAAGUACUCUAAUUGCAUCCAUUUUUGAGGCAAUAUUCGAGUCAUGAACCGCCAUCUAUGCCACAGCACGACCCGACUUUGAAAUAGACCGUUACAACAAUCGAAAAAAGGGUUAAAUCGUGCAACAAACUAGAGUUCAAAGUUCCGAAUCGUCUUAUGAACACUUCAAUACAUUCUUAUGGCUAUUCCAUUCCUCUUCACAGGUAUAAAGUUAAAUUCAAAAUCGUAAUGACGUCAUAAAAAAAUUGUGCGAUUAGCUAAGAUAUUUAGCCAAUUUGGUCAUUGCUCUUAACUGAAGGAUUGCAACUACUUAAAAUGUUAAAAUUAGUAUUCUAAUAGUAAUCCUGAACUUUAAAUAUGAUCAUUCUAUUAGAGAAUGAUCAAUAUUCAGUUUUGUCCAAAAUCGGAUCGUAGAUCAGUCGUAAAAAGAAGUGUGCUGUGGCCUAAGCCGGCGAUGUAUGAUCGCCCCUUUACUAUCUUGAUGAAGUGUUCUUUCACUCUGCCCACUAAGAUGUCACGUAUCCCAGUCUUGGUUUUUUUUUAUUACCUUCCGUGAUUGUCUCUCUUUUUAAUUUAUUCGAAGAAAAUACAUCGUUACUGCCAAUAUUAAUUCACACCUUUUUUUUUUUUUUCUCAAAACUGCGAGCCCGGGGUGUGCGAGUAGGCCGCCAAAUGCGAGCCAAAUACAAAUCUCUAACUUCAGACACCCUACACAUUCAAACACACCCAUCCGCAUUCUCCCCUCCCUGCCCCCACACUUCUCUAUCUCUAUCUUCCCAC
Molecule: messenger RNA, 4465 nt
Organism: Lytechinus variegatus (green sea urchin)
Lineage: Eukaryota; Metazoa; Echinodermata; Echinoidea; Temnopleuroida; Toxopneustidae
Exons: 8
Coding region: 688-2940 (750 amino acids)
Molecular function (GO): scavenger receptor activity
Source: RefSeq, a predicted model, not a curated record